This is a messenger RNA of Closterium sp. Yama58-4, 1266 nucleotides long. NCBI's taxonomy places the organism in Eukaryota, Viridiplantae, Streptophyta, Zygnematophyceae, Desmidiales, Closteriaceae. The record is from the annotation of a GenBank genome assembly.
AUGGCUUCUCUUUCGCUCUCGGCGAGCCUCCAUGUCGCGAGCCGCUCAGCGACGUCCGCGAAUUCACUGGCGAACGCUAAGCGCCUCGCGAUUUCCGCGACACCCAUUUCGUUGACGUCGCACGGCGUCGCUGCGGGGAGUGCGUCGCGAUGGGCGAUGACUGCGACCAUUCCUCCCAAGGUUUCCGGCCCUCCUGCAAACGGUUCGGCUGCCAAAAAUGGACCAACUCUGGUGGUGCCGCAGCAACGCGCGCACACCAUUACAAAGGAGAGACUGGCGAUCGUUCAGUCCAUGGAUGGCUGGGCGGAGGCGGUGCUGCUUCCGCUGCUGAAGCCUGUGGAGGCCAGCUGGCAGCCUCAGGAUUACCUCCCCCAACCCGAAAUGGACUCUUUCUUGGAUGAGCUGGCCGACCUCCAAGCCAGAGCAGCAGGCCUCCCAGACGACUACCUGGUGUGCCUUGUGGGGGAUAUGAUCACCGAGGAGGCCCUCCCCACCUACCAAACCAUGCUCAAUACCCUGGAUGGGACUAGAGACGAGACUGGCGCGAGCCCGAGCCCGUGGGCUGUGUGGACGAGGAAAUGGACGGCGGAGGAGAAUCGGCACGGGGAUCUGCUGAAUCGGUAUCUGUAUCUCUCCGGGCGGGUGGAUAUGCGGGCUGUCGAGAAGACAAUCAACUACCUGAUUGGCUCGGGGAUGGACCCCAAGACCGAGAACAACCCCUAUCUGGGGUUCGUCUAUACAUCCUUCCAGGAGCGAGCGACCUUCAUUUCCCACGGCAACACGGCACGCCACGCCAAAGAGUUUGGAGAUGACCGGCUGGCUGUGAUUUGUGGGAUGAUAGCGGCCGAUGAGAAGAGGCACGAGAAGGCGUACUGUGCGAUCGUGUCGCGGCUCUUUGAGCUCGAUCCGUCCGGGGCUAUGCUUGCGUUUGAAGACAUGAUGAGGAAGCAGAUCGUCAUGCCAGCUCACCUCAUGUAUGAUGGGGAGAACCCAAAACUUUUUGACGAUUUCUCCGCAGUAGCACAGCGCACUGGGGUGUAUACUGCUGGCGAUUACGCUGAUAUAAUGGAGCACCUUAUAGCGGUGUGGGACGUGGAGAAAAUGGAGGGGCUCUCCCCAGAGGCGGCACGUGCGCAGGAGUUUGUCUGCAAGCUGCCGCCCAGGAUCAGGAGGUUGGCAGAGCGGGCGGCGGAUAAGGUGAAGAAGGGCGGCCCGCAGACGGGCAAGUUCAGCUGGGUUUUUAACAGGGAGGUGAAGCUUGUGUAA